CUCUAGGUUGCCGUAGCCAGGACCAGGCGCAUGCUCAUUUGCGCUUCAUUCCGAAAAACAAUGGCGUCCUCCUUUGCUGUGUGCAGGUUACAUAUGAGAGGAAGGGCCAGCCUCGCGAAGUGCCUACAGAAAACCGACGCGUUUCUUCACAGGAGUAUAGGAACAGACGUCGUUGUUGCCCAAGCUGAGGCCACUCGAAGUGACGAAAGUGAUGAAAAGAAUGGAAGGAAGUCUCUGCACACUCUCCACGUGGAGAGACAAGAGCAAGCAGAGAGGUCUGUUCUCAUCAGCUGUCAAACCAGUACCAAUGAGAAAAAGUUCCUCAAGUAUUUAACAAAACAUGGAGAAAUCAAUAAAUACUUCUUUUAUGAAAGCUAUGGCGUGUAUGCUGUAGUGGAGUUUGCCAACCAGGAAAGUGUUGCGUCUUUACUUGAAGGGGUGGCAAUUCCUGGUGGCAGCCACGAAUCCGCAGUGCCUUUCAAAUCCAGACUGUUGUCACUCAGAAACCUCGGCUCGGUGGACUCAUCAAACCAACUGUCAGGCUGGCAGUGCCAACCUCAGACCACCAUUCCCAUCAAUGAGCUAAUAAAGAGACUUUCCAGAGAAGAGAGUAUAAAAAAGCAGAUAAGCUCCUUGACUGAAGCCUAUCAACUCACAGAGGAGAACAGCAGGCUGCGUUUCCUUGUCUGUUCCCUGCUCAAGGAUAUUGCUACCGCUUAUUUUCCAGAAUGCACCAUCAAACCCUUUGGCUCAUCAGUGAAUGGCUUUGGAAAGCUUGGCUGUGACCUGGACAUGUUGCUUGAUCUGGACAGCAUCAGUGGACGCAAUGUGAAACUGCCUAAGUCAGGCCUCUCCCUGGAGUACCAGAUGAAGCGGGCCAAUUCAGAGCGAGCCGUCACUCAGAGCAUCCUGUCUGUGAUCGGGAAGUGCGUCGACCAGUUUGGGCCUGGCUGCGUGGGGGUACAGAAAAUUCUCAACGCACGGUGCCCUCUGGUUCGUUUCGCCCACCAGCCGUCUGGCUUUCAGUGUGACCUCACAGCCAACAACAGGGUGGCGAUGAAGAGCACGGAGCUGCUCUACCUGUAUGGAGAGCUGGACCCUCGGGUGCGCAGCCUGGUGUUCACUGUGCGCUGCUGGGCCCGAGCUCACGGAGUCACCAGCAGCAUCCCUGGGGCUUGGAUCACCAACUUCUCCCUCACUGUCAUGGUGCUGUUCUUCCUGCAGAAGAGGAGUCCUCCCAUCAUCCCCACACUGGACCACCUGCGUGACCUCGCAGGCCCCGCGGACAAGAGCGUGAUCGAGGGGAACGACUGCACGUUUGUCAGCGACUUCAACAAGAUCCAGCUUCAGAGCAACACAGAGACACUAGAGCAAUUGCUGGGUGAGUUCUUCGAGUUCUACGCUACCUUCCCAUUCAGCCGGAUGUCCUUAAAUAUCAGAAAGGGCAAAGAGCAGAACAAGCCCGAGGUGGCUCCGCUGCACAUCCAGAACCCGUUUGAAACCUCUUUAAAUGUCAGCAAGAACGUCAACGCCAGCCAGCUCGACCGAUUCGUGGCUUUGUGUCAGGAGAGCGCCUGGCUGCUCCAGCAGAGUGAAACCAGCACACCAAGAGGUAGUGGUGUGGGAGACGAAGGUGCUCCCACACCUUGGGGACUCGCUACCCUCCUUCUGCCUUCGCAGGUCGCAGGGAUCAAAAGUCGAAAGAAAAGGAGGAGGGAGCCAGCCAGUGAGAGGAUCAAGGGCUUGCUAGAAUCAUUGAAAAAUAAAAAUCAACUAAAGAAGAGCUAGAAGGACUCUUCCAUGUCUCCACUCUCUUGUCAGGACUUCAAGCUCCUCUGCGUUGCUGUGUGAUGCUUCACCGUGAAGGUGAGAGAAGAGGCUCCAGGAACUGGACUGUAGUUCCAAACAUGGACACUGGAGGGUGUUAGUGAGACCUAUAUGUGCAUAUGUUUUGGGACCUGAAAUAAGGGAGUCUUGGCCAUGCAGGCUGUAGACUGUAGACUUUCCCAUUCUGUUAUGAUUAAAAACAAUAGUGUUGAAUUCAGUCCGGCCUGAUGCUCGUUUCGUAGCUCAGACAGUGUUUCACAGGUUAAUUUGAUUCAUUAUCAUGUACAUCACUGUUAACAGCAUCAGCACAGACACCAUCUGUUUACACUUCAGGCUAAAUCAUUAUGCAUACAGUUACAAUGUGGAUGGAAUAAUUAAGGUUUUACUGAAAACUGUAUACACUAGUUACACUUAUGGAGCCCCAACACGAGUAAAGGCAGCCGAAGUGUAGCUAAAUACAUCAGAAUCAUUAAUACUAAAUAACCAUGGAAAGAAAUUUAAUAGUUUUUAAAAUUAUCCAUGUCUGAUAAAAUAAAUUCUAAAAUUUCA
This is a messenger RNA of Oreochromis niloticus (Nile tilapia), 2376 nucleotides long. RefSeq names its product mitochondrial poly(A) polymerase (gene mtpap). Gene Ontology annotation, biological process: RNA 3'-end processing. The record is from RefSeq and is a predicted model, not a curated record. Gene Ontology annotation, molecular function: poly(A) RNA polymerase activity. The transcript has 9 exons. Gene Ontology annotation, cellular component: mitochondrion. NCBI's taxonomy places the organism in Eukaryota, Metazoa, Chordata, Actinopteri, Cichliformes, Cichlidae. The coding region runs from base 31 to 1788 and encodes 585 amino acids.